AUGUCAGAGGCCACGGCAUUGGUUUCUAUUCAGCAGUCCCUCAGACGAUGCUUUGACGUUAUAGAAAAGCAGCAUGAGGAAUGGAAACUUGCCAUAACAGAGUGUGAUUCCAUUGUUACUACCUUAAGUAACCUGGCAGAGCAGCUGCAGGCUUGCAAUAAAGUUACUUUUGAAAAGACCCCUUUAAAUGUAUUCAGUGAUCUACAGGAUCGUCUUUACUUUAAACUUGAGGCUGCUAUGGAUCUUACUUUGGAAAAGCUGAAUGAUAAGAUGUGUACACUUCAAAAAGUGAGGGACACUGUAAGUCACCAGGUGGGAUCUGUUCUAUAUGUUUAUGAGAUUAAUAUGGAGAAACUUGGACUUGAUGCUUCUCUCAAGCGUUCAGCUCUUAGUCCUUCUGUAGCUGACAUGUUAGAGUGGCUGCAAGACAUAGAAAAGUAUUAUCGAAAUCAAUAUAUCAAGCGGAAGCUUUUGUUACAGUUAAAACAUAAUCGUUUAUCAGAAAUACAGAAUUUGCCUCGUGUUUGGGGAGAGCUGGAAGACAAAACAGCAGCAAAGCAACAGCUGGUACAAGGUACGGUGAGAAAAGCUCGGCUUGAAAAGAUUUUUAUUUCUGCUUGUUACACCUUCACAUGCUGUGUCAUUCUGAUAACUGAACUUUGUUUGCACUGCCAGUCUGGUGGAUGUGAUGUUCUUUUUUAUAUUCGAAACCAUGAAGCAAAAAUCCUCUCUGAGAUUUCUUUGGUAGAAACUACUCUUCUUGGGUUUCUGGGUCUCAUACUAGUUUUGGGGCAGUGA
Molecule: messenger RNA, 798 nt
Organism: Staurois parvus
Lineage: Eukaryota; Metazoa; Chordata; Amphibia; Anura; Ranidae
Source: the annotation of a GenBank genome assembly